AUGAUAAUUUUAGUAGUGUUAGCCUUUAUCGCGGGCUGCUUUUUAAUUUUCUAUUCAAUUAAAGCGAGAAAAUUGGAUAAAGCUACAGCUGAUCUUCCUGCACCGGGUGGUACUUUGCCGAUAGUUGGUAAUGCCAUGAUGUUCCUGGGUGAUAAUCAAACCAUAGUAAACCCAGAAGACACUCAAGUACUGUUGGACAACUGUUUGGAUAAGGAUGUCGUCUACAGAUUUCUUCGACCUUGGCUUGGCCAUGGUCUGUUUAUAGCACCACUUGGUUUAUGGAAAACACAUAGGAAAGUACUAUUACCCGUGUUUCACAACAAGGUGGUUGAGGAAUACGUAGAUGUGAUCUCCAAUCAAGCAGGUGUAUUGCUUGAGAGGCUUCAAGAGAUGUCGGGAAAAGGGAAAUUCGACGUGUUGAAGUAUAUAACAGCUUGUACCCUGGAUAUCGUUUUUGAAACAGCAAUGGGUGAACGCAUGGACGUACAGCAUUCUCCAGACACGCCAUACCUGCGCGCGCGCCACAUUGUCAUGGAAAUACUGAACAUGCGCCUUUUCAAAGUAUGGCUCCAGCCUGACUGCCUCUUUAACUUGACACCGUAUGCCAAGCAGCAGAAGACAAAUAUCCAUCUUACACAUAAGUUCACAGAUGAGGUGGUGCGUAAGAAGCGCCAAGAGUAUGAGAAAAAUAAGGAAAACCCGACCGAAGAUAAACAGCCAGGGGGAAAGUUGAAAGCGGUCCUAGACUUGCUGUUCGGGCGAGAAAUAGAAUUCACCAAUGAGCAACUACGUGAGCAUAUCGACUCUAUUACCAUCGCUGGGAACGAUACGACUGCCCUCGUUAUCGCCUACACAUUAGUUCUUCUUGGGAUACACCAAGACGUUCAACAGACAGUUAUCGAUGAACAAGAGAAAAUCUUCGAAAAUUCACUGAGAGGUGCUAACAAAGAAGAUAUCCAGGAAAUGAAGUGUUUGGAGCGUGUGAUUAAGGAGAGCAUGCGUUUGUACACCGUGGUACCAAUUAUUGCCCGAAAAGUUGACAAACCUCUUUACUUACCUCAUAGCAAAGUAACUUUACCAGCUGGUACUGGUGCUGCGAUUGGAGCCUUUGCAAUGCAUCGGUCCGAGGGCAUUUGGGGCCCCAAACCGAACGACUUCGAUCCAGAUAGGUUCCUACCUGAACGAUCUAUUGGAAGGCAUCCAGCUGCGUUUGUGCCUUUUAGCUACGGAUCUAGGAAUUGUAUAGGUCGCAACUUCGGUAUGAUAAUCAUGAAGAGUAUAAUAUCGAGCAUCAUUAGAUGUUACAAGAUAGAAGCUGAUGAAAUCGGGCCACUAAAAAUCGAGAUGCUUCUAUUUCCUAUAAACGGACAUCAAGUGAAAAUCACAAGACGAGCAGCGUUUAAUUAA
Messenger RNA from Leptosia nina, 1407 nucleotides. The record is from the annotation of a GenBank genome assembly. NCBI's taxonomy places the organism in Eukaryota, Metazoa, Arthropoda, Insecta, Lepidoptera, Pieridae.